AUGCUUACUUAAAGAAGAUUAGAAUCUUAAUUUGAUUUGGAGAAUUUAUGCUUAACUCCUUCUAACAUCAACGCUAAACAUAGAAAGUCUCACAUCAUUUUAAAUAACAUGAAAGAAAAUAUUCCUCCGUUGAAUACUAUUAAGAAUAAUAAAAAUGGAUUGAUAUCUUAUUCUUAUUCUUAAAAAAUUAUGCUGUAAACAAAGCCCAAACUGAAUAGUAAAUUAGUAAAAUCUCCUAACAUCAACAAUAAUUAUAGAAUUCUUUCCCUCCCUUUAAAUGAAGGCAAAGAAAGUGAAAUUAUGAAUCGUCCACUUCCUUCAUAUAAGGAUAGAUAUUUAUCUGAAUUAUAAGGUAAAUCAAACUAAAGAGACGAUGCACCAACUCUUUAAAUAACAAAUAAUUCUCCUUCUAACUAAUAACAAAAUCUAGCUCCUGUAUCACCUAUUUUCUACAAAUCCUAAAUGAAGGAAACAAACUUUGUUUCUCCUGUUUCAAGAUAAUAGUUAAAUGAUAGGUCUCCCUUCAUUUUGAAAACUCCUUAAAAUAGCCUAAAGCCAACUCAAAACAAUUAUUUUGAAUUAAUUAAUUAAAAGACCACAAACGGAUUUUAAUAAUAAAAGUUUACUAUUAAAAAUAAAAGUAAGUAUAACAAUUUUUUAAUGCCUUCCAAUAAUAAUGAAGUGACUAUAAAGGUACCCUCAUGUCCUGUCCUUAUUGAUGAAGCAGAAAUUGACUACUCUCCUUAGAUGAAGACCUAUACACCAAAUAAUAAGAGAAUUACCUGCUAAAGAUCAAGACUAAUAUUUAAGAAAUAUAUGGAUAAUAGUGGAGAAAUUUCCUAAAAUUCUCCUGAUUUAUUAACGGCUAAUUUAAAGAAAUAAAAUUUAUAAAUAGCAACAUUAAACACUUCAGCUGAAAAGCAAUUAUAACAAAUAAACAAUAGUGUUGAAAAAUCAUAAGACUUCUCUCAUUUAAAAAAGUACUACGGAUAAAAAUAUGAACCAAAAUUACAAGUAAAAUAAUAAUUAUAACAGUAGUAAUCUAAUAGAUAACCUAGUCUUAAAUCUAAAAAAUUGUAAAUGAUACUAAGCUAAAGAAAUAACAUCUAAGCUAUUAAUAAUUAAACAACAAAUGCAUAUUUUGGUGAUUAUGAAAUGAAGCCUUGGGAUUAAAAGAGCGAAACAUUUUUAACAGAAGAAGCAGAUACUUCUUUAAUUGAUAUUUUGAAUCAAUUAUCUAAGUGA
Messenger RNA from Tetrahymena thermophila SB210, 1245 nucleotides. RefSeq lists its product as hypothetical. Lineage: Eukaryota; Ciliophora; Oligohymenophorea; Hymenostomatida; Tetrahymenidae. The transcript has a single exon. The record is from RefSeq and is a predicted model, not a curated record.